UGGGGGAAAUAAAGCUUCGUCGAUCACGUGAUUAAUUUGUCGUAAAAUCUCGGUCAAUUCCGUGGUACUUCCCGCCAGAAAUGCAUUAAACUGUUUUUGGAUUAUAUAUUUUGUCAACAUCUCACGCGAUGCCUGGUGCAAGACCCACACGCAAGGCGAAGGAAAAUGCCAGAGAAGUUGCCCUUGCUGUUGCUAACAAUGGGAAGAUUCCAAGAAAAAGAUUACAACCAAUUGCUGAACAGGAAAUUGUUCCUGUUAUCCCCUCAAAUAUGCCAUCAGGUCUUCCUCAAGGGCUACCUCAAGCAAUACCGCAAGGAAUUCCAUCUACAAUCCCCCAUGAUUUCCAGCAAGUCAUUGCUCAUGAUAUCUCACAGACAAUUCCUCUAAGUAUUCCACAAGUCAUACCACAACCAGUACCACCAGUACCUCAAGAAUCCAAUGAGACUUUAGAUGUACCACCAGAACUGUCCAUAGCUGCUCAAGAAAAUGAUUCAGACAGUGAUUAUGAGGAAGGAAAAAUCAAAGGCAAAAGAAAAGGAAGAAAUGAAGCACCAUCUGCAAAAAGAAGACGAGGAGGAACUGGUGGGCAGCAAUCUAACAAGAAAGGAGCUGCUGCUAUGAGCAACAUGGAGGAAGAGCCUAAAGAUGGGUCUUUAUUUGAUAUUGUUCGGUAUGGACGUGUCUCUCUACAGUCUCUUAUAGAUGAUUGGAUUGAAGCCUACAAAAACGACCGCGAUGCAGCUUUACUUGAACUCAUUCAGUUCUUUAUACAAUGUUCCGGUUGUAAGGGUAAGAUUACACCUUACAUGUAUUCUAAUAUGGAACAUGCUGAAAUUAUCAGGAAAAUGACUGAAGAAUUUGAUGAGGAAAGUGGAGAUUACCCGUUGAUUAUGACGGGACCACAGUGGAAAAAGUUUAAAACAAACUAUUGUGAAUUCGUUCAGACGUUAGUUCGUCAGUGUCAGUACAGCAUCAUAUAUGAUCAAUAUAUGAUGGAUAAUGUUAUUUCCCUGUUAACUGGUCUUACUGAUUCUCAAGUGCGAGCUUUCAGACAUACAAGUACACUAGCAGCCAUGAAAUUAAUGACAGCGUUGGUAGAUGUUGCUUUAAAUCUCAGCAUUAAUCUUGACAACACACAACGUCAGUAUGAAUCUGAAAGACAAAAAAAUCAGAACAAGCGAGCUACUGAAAGACUUGACCUGUUAAUGACCAAACGACAAGAGCUUGAAGAAAACCAAGAAGAGAUAAGAAACAUGCUGACUUAUAUAUUCAAGGGUGUAUUUGUACAUAGAUACAGGGACACCCAGCCAGAAAUAAGAGCAAUAUGUUCAUCAGAGAUCGGGGUGUGGAUGCGAAAGUACCCUUACAUGUUUCUUGAUGAUAGCUACUUGAAGUAUGUUGGUUGGACAUUGCAUGACAAGGUGGGUGAUGUGCGUUUAUGUUGUUUGAAGGCACUUCAACCUCUCUAUGAUACCAGGGAUCUGGCACCCAAAUUAGAACUCUUCACCAACAGGUUCAAGGAUCGAAUUGUGGAAAUGACACUUGACAAAGAAUAUGAGGUCGCUGUCCAGGCUGUUAAACUGGUGAUUAGCAUUUUAAGAUAUAAUGAGUCAGUAUUAACUGACAAGGACUGUGAAAACGUUUAUGAGUUGGUUUACUCUUCCCAUAGACAAGUAGCUCAAGCUGCUGGGGAGUUUUUGAAUGCUAAACUUUUCCAAAAGGAUGAUGAAAGUCUACGUUGCCUCAAAAUUAGCAAAGGCAAGCGUCGCAGUCCUAAUACUCCUCUGAUCAGAGAUUUGGUGCAGUUUUUCAUUGAAAGUGAGCUUCAUGAACAUGGUGCUUAUUUGGUGGAUAGUCUUUGGGACAUCAAUGACAUGAUGAAAGAUUGGGAAUGUAUGACUGAUUUACUUUUGGAGGAUACAGGGAAAGAUGAAGAAUCUCUUGAUGAUCGCCGUGAAACAAGUCUUAUAGAAAUAAUGGUAUGUUGUGUGAAGCAAGCAGCGACAGGAGAAUCUCCUGUUGGUCGUGGACCUAACAGAAAGCUUACUGCAAAAGAGAAUAAACUGGUACUUGAAGAUAAAACUAAACUUACAGAACAUUUCAUUCAAACAUUGCCACUGAUGUUAUUAAAAUAUUUAAUGGACUCAGAGAAAGUUGCUAAUCUUCUACAAAUUCCACAAUAUUUUGAUUUGGAUAUCUAUACAUCUAGCCGCCAAGAAAAGAACCUUGAAGCAUUAUUAAGAUACCUACAUGAAAUUGUUGAAAAACACACAGAUUCUGAAGUCCUAGAAGCAGCAUCUAAAUGCUAUGAGUGUUUGUGCAGUGAAGAAUAUGCUAUUGGAGGAAAAUGUGAUGUGGCUAAAAAAACUUUGGUUGAUAAUCUUGUUUCUAAAUUUAAAGAAUCUAUGCAAGAUUUUUUUGCUGAAGGUGAACAACCUGAUGAAGACGAAACUUUUGCUUUGCUUGCUAGUUUGAAGCGAAUAUAUGCUUUUUAUUGUUGCCAUGAUCUGAAUACCUGGGAACUUUGGGAUGAUGUUUUUCAUAUUGUCAAAACAGCGAAUGAAAAUAAUGCUAUUCCUGAAGAGGUUAUAUGUAAGGCAAUUUCAACCUGCUCAAUGGCAAUUAUGUGGUGGUUACAGAAACUCGAUGAAAACAACCCUGACAAGGAAAAUAUCCGAGUGUUGAAGCGCCGUUUAAUAGAUCUGAUGAGAUAUUGUAAUGAACUAAUCUUCCAUUCCCAGGACAAAGUUAGUGAAGAGGCUUAUAUAACUAUCUGUGAUUUGCUGAUCGUUUUCAGCAAGCAUCUUGGAGAGAAUGCUUUACUAAAAGCUCUCAUCUAUGAACCAGAUAAGAGCCUUCAGGCUCAGCUCUGUGGUUUUCUUUCAGAUAAAGUAUUUGUGGAAGAUGAUGAUGAGGAAAUGGAUGAAAAUGUGAAGAUUGAAGAACUCCAUAAAAAACGGAAUUUUCUGGCAGCUUUUUGCAAGCUUGUUGUUUAUAAUAUAACUAGUAUACGCACUGCAGCUGAUAUGUUUAAACAUUAUAUGAAGUUUUACAAUGAUUAUGGAGAUAUUAUCAAAGCAACCUUAAGUAAAGCAAGAGAAAUUAAUAAAGUGGCGACUGCAAAAACUUUGGCUUUCAGCCUUACACAGUUAUUCAAAGAAGUUCAGGCGGAGCAACCAGUCAUUGAUCGAUCCUCAGAUAGCUUUCAAGCCAUUAAAGAAUUGGCGCGCAGAUUCUCUUUAUCAUUUGGUCUUGAUCAAGUUAAAAACCGUGAAGCUGUAGCUGCUAUGCACAAAGAAGGAAUCCUCUUCAGUUUAACUCCUGUUUCUAAUGCAGCUGAUCCAAAAGGAAUGCCACCAAAUUUGUCAUUUUUAGAAAUUCUUUGUGAAUUUACCAACAAGUUAAUGAAACAAGAUAAAAAGACUGUAUUAAACUAUCUGGACAAACAUCUUCCCAUGGGUGUUCCUACUGAUCGCUCAGACAAUGAGUCCCAACCAUUGAUUGCCUACCGUAAUAGUCUGGUACAGGGAGAACAUGAAAUUCAUCCUAUAACACUGAGACAGGCUACACAAAAGCGAUAUGGAACCAAACGGAAAACUGAUACUGCGUCUGGAGAUGAGACCAUGGAUGCAGCUGCAUUAGCAAAAGAGGCAAGCAACCGUGCUGCUGCAGCUGCUGCUGCCUCGGCUGUCAUAGCAGCAGCACAGGCAUCCACUACUUUAUCUACACCUCAUUUACCUGUGCCACCUACUCCGAAACGUAGGAAACUUGAAGAGGAUGCUGACAAUACAAAUAAUACAACUCGUGAAACAGAAAGAGGUUCUGAAGACGAUUUCCAGGAUUCAAUGUCUGAUGUCACUCAGCUUUCCCAGAUGAAUUGGUUGGAUUCUUCAAAGCAAUCAGACCUACAACAAAGAAUUGAAACCUCUAACUACAGUCAUUUACGACCACCAAACAUGUCAAGUCUUGAAAAUGUAUCUGAAGAAGGGGAAAGCCACAUGAAUGAGUUUGACAAUUCUGAUGUUGUGUCAGCCAGAGGUCGAGCCCAUCAUCCUGUCAUGCAAGGAGGACUUUUUGAAGAAGAUGCACCUCCUAUUGAAGAUCCAUCAAUUUAAACAACAUUCACUAUAGAAUGAAAGCAAAGAUCAAGAGAAAGAAUGAGUGACGAGGGAAGAGAGAGAGAGAGAGGAAUAAGAUGAAACAAAUGGAUUAGGAGAGCCAGCAUGAAUGUACAAUAUUGAAGGGGAAGUCAACAUAUAUAAAGGGAAUAUGAACAGUAAACAGCUUUAUUACAUGAGACAUGAAGUGAGAGAUGUGUACGAAAUAAUAUGAAUGACCAGUAGUAGAGAAAUAUCAGAAAGACUGAGAAAGAAAUAUGAAAACAUGAACAAAGAACAGUUGCAUAAUUCGAGCAAUGUUUAGAAAUGAGGACAAUGUGAUAGAUGAUUUGGUAUCUUCAUGCUACAGUAGACUGAGCAAGAUUUUCUUGUAACUUUUUAUCAAUGAACUUAUCCUUUCUCUUUCUCUGCUGCAAAAACAUUUAAUAUAUACAUUAAAAAAAUGUUAUAAAUCUUCAAAUUAAAAGUAAAUAAAUAUAAAAUGUGGAGUUUUCAUGGAUCCCACUAGUUAUUAGAAUAAUUUAAAGCUAUCCUAUUGAAAAUGUUGCCAAAAAAAAAAAAAAGAAUGCCAUAGUAAAUAAGAACUAAAUGGAGUAGCACGAAACAGUUUACAUAUAUCUAUAAAUUUAACAUGCAAGAUUAUAUUUACAAAAAAAAACGUUUAAUGUAGCAUUUAUUUAAAUUUUUUGUUUGUCACAAAGUAGGUGGCAGAUUGGUGGAAACAUUUUAAUAAGAACCCAACAACUUGAAAACCUAGCUAUACUCAUGAUUUCUAUGGUGAUACUGUGUGGACUAAGAUCCUCUUUGACAGGUCACUAGUAUGUCUUCAGAGCAACUUAAUUUAAGCCAACUAAGUUGGAUAGUCAAAGGUUGCAAUAUUGGUUAACAGAGAUAUACUGUUUAUAGGAGACAUGAUAUUUGAAAUCAGUAGGUGAUGUUACAACCUUUCAUAUCAUCUAUAUAUCUGAUGAAGCAUAACGAUAAUAAAAGACAACUACUGCAACAAAAGGCAUUCCAGGUUUGAGCUUAAACGAGCAUGUUCAAUAUAGAUAUAUAUUGCUUUAUUUUAAUCUGAGUAGAUCUAUAAAUAUUAAAAUGUUACAGCUAUGACUAUCCUAUCUUAUCUUCAGAUAAUAUAUUCAAGACUAUUACCCAAAUUGGAUCGUUCUUUUUUAAGCUGGCUAGGUGUUGUUUGAGGUAACUUGGCUGCUUUUUCUAGCAGACUGAGUUAUCAUAUACAGGCACCAUUGCAAUCCAAAUGUGUGUGAUGUGUGAAAAUAUAUCAUUGAGUACAAUCACAGAAAUAUUCUGAUCAAAAUAUAGGUAAAUAAUUUGCAUUUUAUCAAGGAUACAGAAAUGUAAAAUUUUUGUUUCAUAAUGUGAAGACU
Molecule: messenger RNA, 5506 nt
Organism: Octopus bimaculoides (California two-spot octopus)
Lineage: Eukaryota; Metazoa; Mollusca; Cephalopoda; Octopoda; Octopodidae
Product: cohesin subunit SA-1
Biological process (GO): sister chromatid cohesion
Cellular component (GO): nucleus; chromatin; cohesin complex
Molecular function (GO): chromatin binding
Source: RefSeq, a predicted model, not a curated record